Kwoniella shivajii is the source of this 1647-nucleotide messenger RNA. RefSeq lists its product as uncharacterized. The record is from RefSeq and is a predicted model, not a curated record. NCBI's taxonomy places the organism in Eukaryota, Fungi, Basidiomycota, Tremellomycetes, Tremellales, Cryptococcaceae. Bases 1 to 1647 code for a protein of 548 amino acids. The transcript has 9 exons. Gene Ontology annotation, molecular function: hydrolase activity, hydrolyzing O-glycosyl compounds. Gene Ontology annotation, biological process: glucan catabolic process.
AUGUAUAUAUCUCACUCCCUAAGGGCGAUAACGCUUCUAUUGGCUACGACUGUUCUGGCACAAGACAACAACGAUGAAAGCGAUAGAGAUAAUGGAAAUACAGUUAGCGGAGUUAGCGGUAUCGCCAGCACUAGUGCUGGAUCAUCAAGCACUGGCGUGACGUCUUCAGCUCUUUCUUCUACAGUUAGCAGUGCAACUCCUACUACAUCUACUUCUGAUUCAACUUCAUCAAAUGCUCUGACUUCAACAACAUCAACUUCAUCAGGAGCCUCAGAAACUUCUUCUACAGUACAACUGAAAUUGGCUAAGAAAUACGUUGGAAGUGAUUUCAUGAAUGACUUCGACUUCUUCACGGCAGAUGAUCCUACAGGUGGAUAUGUAAAUUAUGUAUCGAAAUCUUCAGCACAGAAAUCAGGAUUGAUCGACGUUCAAGCAAAUAACGUCUUCAUCAUGGCCGCUGAUUCAGCAAACGUGCCCGAUGGAAGAGGAAGGGAUAGUAUCAGGAUUAGCAGCAAGAACAAAUACGCUGAUGGUGUUUACAUUCUUGACCUCAAUCAUAUGCCUGUCGGAUGUGGAACUUGGCCUGCGUUUUGGACAGUAACAAAAUCAGGAUGGCCGAAAGGAGGUGAAAUUGAUAUAUUAGAAGGAGCAAAUGGUUUGCCUUUAUCUGGAUCAUCAGCAUAUAACGCCACUACUGGCUUAUCAACUACUCCUAAUCCUCAAAUAUAUAAUGUAGCAGCAUUGCAUACAUCCGAUACUUGUACGCUUAAUGGUCAAACCUAUAUGGAUGGUCAAAUUGGUGAAUGGCAAUGUUCAGCAUACGUAUCUGGUAAUACAGGUUGUGGAGUGAAAAUGACAGGCGCUACCAAUGGUUCUUAUGGUGGUCCAGUAAAUGGUGUAGGUGGUGGUUGGUAUGCCAUGUGGAGAGAUGUUGAAAACUCUGGUGGUAUUUAUAUUUGGUUUUGGCCAAGAAACUCUGCUUCAGUUCCUGACGAUGUUAAAAACCCAAAUACCGCUACUACCAAUGUAGCUAAUUGGGGUAUUCCAAAAGCCAAUAUGACUGUCCCAAGUUGUAAAAAGGAUUUCAACAAUCAUGUGAUUGUCUUUGAUUUGACUUUCUGUGGUGAUUAUGCUGGAGCAACAUACACAUCAUCCGGAUGUCCAGGCACAUGUUCGACUUUCGUCCGUUCAAACCCAGCAGCAUUUUCAGAAGCUUAUUGGUCCCUAAAUUCAUUAAGAGUUUACAAUUCCAGCGGUAAAGCUGCUUCCGAUGGUGGAUUAAGUAAAGGCGCUAUAGCAGGUAUAGUCGUUGGUGCUAUCGUAGUUUUGAUAAUACUGGGCUUCUUCUUAUUCAGGAGAUAUAAGAAAUCCAAGAGAUCGAGGAAAAUCGUUGAAGAAUCCAAUUACACAGAAGAACCAUUACCACCCAACGCAGAUGUGAAAGGACCUUAUGCAUUCUUAGCAGCAAGGAAACCAAGGUUAGGUCCAACGAAAUUAGCUCCAGGUAGAACUGCUCAACAUUUCCUAGAUGGUGAAACUCCGACUGCGCCUUACGGACGAAGCACACCUUUAGGAAGUGGUUCAGAUAUCAAACUUGCUGAAGCCACUUACAGACCUCCAGGAGGUAAUUCAAGUUGGAUAGGAUAA